This is a messenger RNA of Osmia lignaria (orchard mason bee), 3058 nucleotides long. RefSeq lists its product as uncharacterized. Lineage: Eukaryota; Metazoa; Arthropoda; Insecta; Hymenoptera; Megachilidae. The record is from RefSeq and is a predicted model, not a curated record.
GGGCACCACGACGACGACGACGACGACGACGACGACGACGUCGACGACGCCGGCAGCCGCGGCGAAGCGUGCGCGCCUUUCCUUGGCCGGCGGCGCGACAAGGAGGAUACGGAGGAAAGGAAAAGGACGGAGAGGGCGGUUGAAAGCGGAGCAACGGAGAAGGAUCGACGAAGAGAGAAGGAACAGCGAAGCUUCCGCUUCCUUAUGCUCCGCCGCGGACUGCAUCAACCAGUCGCGCGGUCGCGCUCACAUAAGAAACUGGGAAUCGAGAGACAAACCCCCUUCUCGAACCGCGACGCGGUUUCCGUGAGCGGAAGAAAUUCGGUCCUCGAAAAUGUCCGUGCUCGCGUGACGCAGCUGCGACGGACACCGUAACGAGAUCCUUUCGAACGUUGCCACCCUUCGAAACGCACCGGUUAAUUGACUCGACGACGCUCGAACUGCGACUAACCAGUCGCUUGCCCCCACCAUCACGCAACCGAAGGCACGAAACCGCGCGAAUUUGUGCGGAGACGCACGAGCGGCCGUGAGGCCCCUCGUUUCGGGCCCGGUCGCGAUCGUUCGGCCGCGUUCGUACGUAUCUGGGCCCUCGAGCGACCAAUCGCGUUCCACGAUACCCUACCGUGUCGCAUACUGGAGAUGAAGAGGGGAGGCCAUCGGGCCUCCUGGACGAUCGAAAGGUCCGCGAAAGAAGACAUGCCCGCAACGAACGCGGAUUCGAUGGAUGUCUAAGGAAGGAUGUUCCUCGAUGCAACGAGAACAGGAGGAUGUUCCUCUAUACGUUUCUUCUUCCUCUUCUUUCUCUACUUCUUCUUCUUCUCACCGCUCUACCUCUUCUGCUACCUGGCGACGGACGAGUCCGACCAGGCGGAGGAGGAUCUCUUCCGUGGAUGUGUCGAGGGUGAAAUUGUAAUAAACGGGUGACUGGACGGCUGUCACGUUGCACGCCGAUGAGGAGGGAAACGGAACGAAAGAAAGAGAGAAAGAGAACGAGAGAUGAGCGUGUGAGAGAAAGGGUAGGAAGUACAGAGGGCAAGAAACGAUCAACCAAAGUUCCUAUUUUUCACGUGUUUUACGCGAAACUCGCCUAACAAAGUAGGACGUAAGAGAGAAGAGAGAAGCAAAAACAAAAAAAAAAAAAAAAAGAAGAAAAUAAUAGAAAAAUAGAAGAAAUUUUUCGUUCUUCCCGGUGUGUCCAUCCGGCAGCCAGAAGAAGAGAAGAAUCGCGGGGGUGACGUGGAAAAACGCGGCACGCACGCCGGAAAACCUCGUGUCCGCGGCACCGGUGACACCCUCCCGCGCUAAUUAGCCAGCCAAUUAGAAAGACCGCGGCCAUGCGUAAUGAGCUGCGCGCGCAAAAGUUCCUAAACGCCACGAUGCAAUGUUUUUUCCUGCUGAUGCCUCGUCUCGCCGGCCUGUUCACAGGCGACCACUGAUAAUAUAUUGAUAAGACGUUAAUAAAAGCUAAUUAGAAGUACAGUUAGAAAGAAAGUUAGCGGAUCGACGACAGGAUCGGGAUCGAGCUUCCUCCAGGACACUGGAAACGAGCACCCGUGUUUCGUACAUCGUCCACUUCCGUCAGGCAAUAAAACACAAUUUAAAAAACGAAUUUAAGAAGGAGGUGUGCGAAUAAAGUGUCGAUCGAACCCGAUUGCACGAUCGUCGAAGCAGCUUUACUUUUUUUUAAAUUAAAUAAUAAAAUAAAUAUAAGAGAACACGUUGUAAAAACCUCUUCGAGCUGCCACGUGGCAGCUCUAUUCAAGCAAUCCUUGGACCGCGACAGUGGUGUCGACGGUGAUUUUUAACCUCUACGACUAAAUAAAGUUAGGUGAUUAAGCGAGGAAGAGCAAAUCUAUAUCUAUAUACAAUCUAUAUUAUAUAUACACACUUGGAAAGCGUAUUUAAUUAUAUAUUCCUAUACACACGCAAGGAGCACAUGUACAGGUAUUUUAAUAAGUUGACGCAAUCACACGAUCGAGUCCUUUCAAGGGCUGACGUCGAACCUGACCGUCGAGGAUAAGAAUCGUCGAAGGAAGAUUGAUAUUUUUUAUCGGUGGAGAAUAGGGUGAGGUUGGUGAGGGAAUAAGAUAAUAAAUAAAGGAAAAACAGAACAUGUCCACGAUGAGUGUCGUGUCGAAUUCGUCGGUCGAGGUUGACUCGGACUCCUCGAACGAUAUAUCGAGCAAGGACGAAGGAACCGCCGAGCAAAAGUUCAUCCUUCGAAACGAAUUGUACAACAGCCUGCUGGCAAGCGCCCUCGGCAAGACUGUGCUCAACAGGCAUCUGAACUUGAAGGAGCAAGGGAUUAAUUUUAAUCUGGCCAAUCUAAAGGAUAACCUGAACGCGUUGGGCGCCCUCAAGGAGCUGAAGGAUCUCAAGGGAUUGACCGUCAGCAGUGUACCAGCCUUCCCAAGGAACUUGGCUCUGCAUCGCGAGGAUCACGACGAGGUCAGACCCGAGUGUUCCCUUCUUCAGAUUUUUCUCCACUUUCCUUUCGUUGUCGAUCAAAUGAAAUUCAGUAGUUUGCAAUUUAAAGAAAAAUAUGAGAUUCCCUUUGUUUUAGAAGAUUGAAAAUUGUAAUAUUAUUUUUACUUAUUUUUCUUUAUCCUGCGAAUGCCCACAACCCUCGCCCCCAGUGAACGCGUUAAAAGAAAGAAGAAUGGAGAGCGGAGAGCAUCGGAAUCGAUAAUCCCCUAAAGAUACCGCGUCUUUACUGACCUACCCUCUCGCAACCUCUCCCAAACGACCCCAAGAAACGAGGAAGAAAACAAAUUCACAAAUUUCCACCCCUACCAGUUGAGAGGGUAAGGGUCUUUAGGAAAAGAAGUUAUCCAUCAUCUACAAGUUUAGAUCGGAAAGGGUAGUUUUAUAGAGAAUCAACAGCCACUCGAAGGGCGAAGGAAACGAUUUCAGAGUUUAAAACGUGUCCUACGACGGUUCACGGUGAAUUGUCAGUUAAAAAGUUAGUGGAUACUUUGGUGGCAGGAGUUUUCGUGUAAUGGUUGUGGAAAAGGAGGGUGGAAAGGUGGUUGCGGACACAACAGAGAGAUUUCGGUCG